Canariomyces notabilis is the source of this 722-nucleotide messenger RNA. RefSeq lists its product as uncharacterized. Bases 369 to 722 code for a protein of 117 amino acids. Lineage: Eukaryota; Fungi; Ascomycota; Sordariomycetes; Sordariales; Chaetomiaceae. The record is from RefSeq and is a predicted model, not a curated record. The transcript is spliced from 2 exons.
CAAGAUAUUCGCAUUUGAUAAGUUCGUGAUUUAUAAUGAAUAAGCCGUUCCGGAAACUGUACUGCUCUUAGCUGAUUGCAACUUUGCGAUCCCCCUUCACCCGCAUGUCUCAUGCAUACGCUCCAUGAUGACCAAGUGGUGACAGAAUUGCGAAUGUGAUACUAUAUCGCUCGAGAUAGGUAUUAUAGAAAGCUGUGCUCCGACUUGUCCGUUCGGUGUUAUUACUUGGUAUACUUGGUGUUGAUCUCCUUCCCAUAUCCAGUUAGACAGUCCGAGUCAACUCAGACUCGACAGGAGCUCUCUCGCACCGGCAGGACAUCGACGCCCGCCUAAACGAGCUCGUCAACGCCCUCCGCGCCCACCCGCAGAUGCAGCCGCCCGACCCGCACCCAACGCUGUACCACAUCUGGGACUUUGUCAUGCGCACAAAGUACAUACUCUCAGAGCUCGACAACAUUGAGGCCGGCCGCCCCGUGCAGUACCCGGCCCAGAUAGCGGGCUACAAGAAGCCUGAUGUCGAGGAAAUGGACAACCCACGCUUUGCCAAAGAACUCUGGGAAGACGUCAUGGGCCGGUCCGUGGUCAUUGAGCGGAUGAUGGGCGACGAGGACCGGACGGCCAUGGCCGUCAUGGGCGGCCUGCCGGACAUGGACUUUGGCGAGGAGCUCAAGCGCAAGGCAAAGGCCGUGGUCGACGCAUUUGGCGCGGCCGGUAGUUCUUAA